This is a messenger RNA of Aspergillus uvarum CBS 121591, 711 nucleotides long. RefSeq names its product putative short chain type dehydrogenase. Bases 1 to 711 code for a protein of 236 amino acids. The transcript has 3 exons. NCBI's taxonomy places the organism in Eukaryota, Fungi, Ascomycota, Eurotiomycetes, Eurotiales, Aspergillaceae. The record is from RefSeq and is a predicted model, not a curated record.
AUGACCACCACCGACGCCCCAGUGGUCCUCCUUCUCGGUGCCGGCCGCAACAUCGGCCAGCACACAGCCCAGCACUUCGCCGCCAAGGGCUACCGCGUCGCCCUCACAGCUCGAAACGUCAACGCCGACGACAGUACGGAGACCCAGCUCCAUAUACAAUGUGACCUCGCCGACCCACAGGCCGUGCAUGACGUCUUCUCGCGCGUGAAGACUACCUUCGGAGUGCCAAGCGUGGUCAUCUACAAUGCCUCCAGCUUCACCCUAACCGAUGCCGACGAUGUUUUCAACAAAGUCGCUCCCGAGCAAUUCGCCCGCGAUCUGAACGUCAACAUCGCCAGUGUUUUUAUCGCCGCCAAGCUGGCUGUGGAGGGAUUCGAGACCCUCCCUGCCUCCGCAGCACGGACGUUCCUUUAUACGGGGAACGCCCUGAACACGGUUGCUGUGCCUCCAUUCUUCACGUUGGGGAUUGGGAAGUCGGCUACGGCGCAUAUGAUUGAGUGUGCGGCGAUCGCUUACCGGGAGAAGGGAUACAAGUUCUACUAUGUUGACCAGCGAAAAGCGGAUGGGUCAUCUUCACCGCACAUCGAUGGCGAGGCACACGCGCAGAUAUUUGCAGAGCUGGCCGAGAACCCUGAUCAACAACCGUGGCAACAGACGUUCGUCAAGGGAGAGGGGUACAAGGUAUUUGGCAAGGGAUUCUUGAGCAACUGA